GAAAACAAACAAAUAUGGCGGACGACGUGGAAGAAAUAAAAUGUGUUGAAAAAAUGGUGUCUGAUCAAGACAAAUCCUUAGAGACUGACCUCAAAUACCCCAAGAGUAAUUGCGAAGACAAUAGUGAAGCAACUGGUGGAGAAUUUCAAGGAGAUAUUGCGAAGAAAGAGAGCUGUGUUGAUGAAAAACAAACAAAAACAACUGAAGACGAAGUGGCAAUUUUAUUUGAAAAUGUGAAAGAGAAGAACGACGAAGAACUUUUCCAGGAAUUGGUAGUUCCUACCGAAGAGAACAGAAGUGCUGAGGUCAAGGAAGAAGAUCUUGAGGUAGAGAAGGUUGAGAAUACAGAAGAUAAAGACGAUGCUAAUGAAGACAGUCGUGAAGAAUUAUCAUUUGCACAUGAAAGUGUGGAGUCUGAAAUGUCGACACACCCUCCAGCUGAUUUACACCCCGAAGGAACAGAAUUCAGACAUCGAAACGUAACUGAGAAGAUUCAAAAUAUAGAGGAGAUUCCUACGGAUCAGCCGAGAGACCAAACUAAAGAUACUAUGAAUGACCAUGGCACGGCAGAUACUGGCAGAACAGAACUCGCUGAGGAAGAGAUUAUCUUUAGUAAUGUUGAUCAUGGACACCCUACAGACCAAGAAACUAGCCCAAAAAGAUUUUCUGUGCUGAAGUAUUUCUUGGCAGAAAUAUCACGAGGAUAUGUUUUGGAGCUUGAUGAGGAUCGUUAUGCUGACAAGAGAAAAAAGAUUUACACCUGUAUGAAGAUCCCCAAGGAAGUGGAAAAGCUCAUGAUAUUUGGGUUCAUGCUUUGUCUGGAUUGUUUCCUGUUCAUGUUUACAUUUCUUCCUGUUCGUGUUCUCGUCGCCAUGUGGAAAUUAGUCUCUGGAUUCUUCUGUUGUAAAAAAACAAGACUGCUUGAGCCAGCACAAAUAUGUGAUGUGUUAAAAGCUUCAAUUAUAGUCAUAGUGUUUAUCUUCUUGGAGAAUGUUGAUUUCUCUGUGCUUUAUCACACUGUACGUGGACAGUCUGUUAUCAAGCUAUAUGUUAUUUACAACAUGUUAGAGGUUGCAGAUCGGCUUUGCUCCUCUUUUGGACAAGAUGUUUUAGAUGCAUUAUUUUGGACAGCAACAGAGCCUCGUGACAGAAAAAGAGAACAUGUUGGAACUCUACCUCACUUCGCUUUAGGUGUUAUUUAUGUCUUUUUGCAUUCAGUGCUGGUAUUGUUCCAAGCAACGUGUCUGAAUGUUGCUGUUAACUCACAUAACAAAGCCUUACUUGUCAUUAUGGUUUCUAAUCAGUUUGUAGAACUUAAAGGAAGUGUUUUCAAGAGGUUCGAGAAGAACAACUUGUUUCAGAUGGCUUGUAGUGAUAUAAGAGAAAGAUUCCAUUAUCUAGUACUGGUUAGCAUUGUAUGCUUACGAAAUUUAACAGAGUUUAACUGGAACAUGGAACACCUUUAUGUCAUUGCACCUUACCUGUUUGCUACUGUAUCAUCUGAGUACUUUGUGGACUGGGUUAAACAUGCUUUUAUUACCAAGUUCAAUGAUAUCCCACCAGAGGUUUACACAGAGUACAGAUCAAGACUGGCUAAAGAUGCUAUUUCUAGCAGACAAAAAAAUGCACAUGCAGACCAUUUUGACUUGGUUUCUAGGAGAAUGGGAUUCAUUCCUCUUUCACUUGGGGCUCUGGUCAUUCGAGUUAUCACACAUUCCAUUCAUGUCCAUGGAAAUGGAGGUGUGGCUCUCAUUGUCUCCACAUAUUUUUUCCUUUUAACCCUAAAGAUCCUGAACAGCAUCAUCUUUCUUGGUAAAGCCCCUGAAUAUGCCAAAGAAUACCCAGACAGUGAUGAAACAAAGACCAAACCAAACUACAGCUCAUCCUCCAAAAACCACAGGUAUACCACAAAUGAUAGACCUGGAAGUUCAACUGAAAGUACAACUGAACAAAACAAGAAGAACACUGGGAAAAAGAGUCUGUCAGAGAUAGAUCGGUACACACUGUGCAGCAAAGAGAUCGUUCUGUUUUAGUAUCCUAUGCUCUUUUGUUUCGCAAAAUGGAAAUUGAGUUCAACCAAUGCCAUAGCAACCAAUGUCAUGGCAAACAAUGCAUAGCAACAAACAGAUAAAUGAGAGAACAAACAAAAUCAUAGAACAUAUCAAUCCUGGUUGCAGUAAGUAAACAUACACCAAUGACAAAUCUCAAACCAGAAAGGGCCAGAAAAACAAAACAAAAACAAACCAUAUAGCAUAAAAGAUCCUACCAUAGUAUCCAUCCCCAUAGCAACCAUCCUCAUAGCAACCAUCCUCAUAGCAACCAU
Actinia tenebrosa (Australian red waratah sea anemone) is the source of this 2323-nucleotide messenger RNA. RefSeq names its product transmembrane anterior posterior transformation protein 1 homolog. Gene Ontology annotation, biological process: positive regulation of cilium assembly. Lineage: Eukaryota; Metazoa; Cnidaria; Anthozoa; Actiniaria; Actiniidae. Gene Ontology annotation, cellular component: endoplasmic reticulum membrane; ciliary basal body. The record is from RefSeq and is a predicted model, not a curated record.